Xenopus laevis (African clawed frog) is the source of this 7035-nucleotide messenger RNA. It is a transcript of the gene thsd7a.S, whose product is annotated as thrombospondin type 1 domain containing 7A S homeolog. Gene Ontology annotation, cellular component: plasma membrane. Bases 591 to 5567 code for a protein of 1658 amino acids. The record is from RefSeq and is a predicted model, not a curated record. Gene Ontology annotation, biological process: actin cytoskeleton organization. Lineage: Eukaryota; Metazoa; Chordata; Amphibia; Anura; Pipidae. The transcript is spliced from 30 exons.
UCACAGUCGCACUGCAGAAGGUCUCCUCAUCAUGACUUGUCCUUGGCAUCAGCUCCUUGCUGCUCUUACUUCUUCUUAUCAUACAGCCAUGGUAUAACUACUGUAUAACAAUAUGAACGAAAGAGCCUGCUGGAUGCUUAUCAGAUCUGUUGGUGGAAGCUGCCUUUUUAUCCCUUUCAUCCACAACCAGCAAAGAGCUUUCUAUCCUGCAAGGAACUACCACCAUACUCAUUUACUAGGUAAAAAAGCUGGUGCAAUUUAUUGCUGCUGCCUCCCAGAUCAAGAUAACCUGCUCAGUCAGCUGGAGCCCCCUGCAGACAGCUGUCUCUCUUUCAGUGGAUGGAAAACUGCCACUUGCCGGUGAAUAGGAAGCGAGUGGUGCAGCAUCCGCUGUACAGCAUCAGCAGCAGCCCUGGGCUCUAUUGUUCCUUGGUGUUAAAUGGUUUUUCCUUUUCAACUGGCAUGCACAAUAGCUGGGAAGACGAUUCUGUUCUCUGUGACUUAAAAAGGAAAAUCAAGGAGGGAGACGCUAUUAGGAGUGGACUAUUCAUUGUGUACAAGCUGUAACAGCAUCGCUGCCUUCCGAAGGCAUGGGGUUAGCAGGGAGAAGCACCGGCUUUUCUGGUACCCCUGCUUCUUCCCUUGGAGUGAUUGUUCUUCUUCUCGGUGGGAUCUGGGCUGCUGAGACACAGAGUGAAUCUGAAACCAAAACUAUAUACAUAUGGAAGACUGGUCCCUGGGGCAGAUGUAUGGGUGAUGAAUGUGGACCUGGAGGUAUUCAAACAAGAGCAGUUUGGUGUGCCCAUGUUGAAGGAUGGACAACCCUCCCUACAAACUGUAAACAGACAGACAGGCCAGAAAAUCAACAGAACUGUUUUAGAGUUUGCGACUGGCACAAGGAAAUGUAUGACUGGCAGUUAGGAAGCUGGAAUCAGUGCAAACCAGUCAUAUCAAGAUCUUCAGAGAAACCUACUGAAUGUACUAAGGGUGAGGAAGGCAUUCAGACUAGAGAAGUAACAUGCAUCCAGAAAGCAAAUGAGGCAAUAGCUGAUGAUAGUAUUUGUGAAUACUUUGAACCUAAGCCUCGACUGGAACAAGGGUGCCUUAUCCCCUGCCCUCAAGACUGCAUUGUAUCAGAAUAUUCUCCAUGGUCAGACUGUUCCAGGACAUGUGGCAAUGGAUUAAAACACAGAACCAGAUAUGUUAUUACUUUGGCUCAGUUUGGUGGAUCAGCAUGUCCUAACCUUACAGAAUACCAAAUAUGUCAGUCUUCCCCAUGUGAGGGUGAAGAAAAUAUGUACAGUCUGAGUGUUGGACCUUGGAGUUCUUGUUCUGUUCCACUUACUAGACAUGUAAGACAGGCUGGUAAACGAGGGAAAAACAGAGAACGAGCAAAGGAAAGAGAAAAAGCAGUAAAAGAUCCGGAAGAACGUGAGCUUAUUAAAAAGAAAAGAAACCGGAACAGAAAGAAUAGACAGGAGAAUAGAUUUUGGGAUAUACAGAUUGGUUACCAGACAAGACUGGUGACAUGUAUGCACCGGAAUGGAAAAGCUGCUGCAUUAAGUUUUUGUCAACAGGAAAAGUUGCCAAUUACUUUCCAGUCUUGUGUUGUUGACAAGGAGUGCCAAGUGUCUGAGUGGGCAGAAUGGAGUUCGUGCUCCAAGGCUUGUGAAAUGGCAUCUCAUGUUGGAUAUCGAACUAGAAAAAGGAUUAUAAAAUUAUUUCCAAUUGGGAAUGGAAAUGAAUGUCCAGAACUAGAAGAAACAGAACAGUGUACUCCUCCACCAGAUGGGCCACAAGUUUGUAUUAAAUAUACCUGGAGGGCUACAGAAUGGACUGAAUGUCGGGUCGAUCCUUUGUUAAGCCAGCAGGAUAAAAGGAGAGGUAACCAGACUGCACUAUGCGGUGGAGGAAUUCAAACACGAGAGAUUUACUGUGUACAAGCAAAUGAAAAUUUGCUUUCUUACCUCAACAAUGUGAAAGAUAAAGAAGAAAGCCAUUCUUACAGCACAUCAAAGUCUAGCGUGGCUCCAUUACUAUCAAUCACUUUUGAAAUAUCAGCAUCUAAGCCUGUUGAUGCCAAGUUGUGCUCAGAACCACCACUAAGCACAAGCCAGCUGUGCAAUGUUCCAUGCCCUAUUGAAUGUGAGGUUUCUGCAUGGUCAGCAUGGGGGCCUUGCACGUUUGAAAACUGUGAUGACCAGCAGAGCAGAAAAGGUUUCAAGCUUAGAAAGCGUCAUAUUUCCAAUGAGCCGACCGGUGGAACUGGCAAUUGUCCUCAUCUUGUAGAAGCCAUACCUUGUGAGGAACCAUCCUGUUAUGACUGGCGACUGGAUAAACUCGAGGAGUGUAUUCCUGACAAUGGAAACAAUUGCGGAGCAGGAACUCAGGUGCCUGUUGUCACAUGCAUUAAUAGUGAUGGAGAAGAAGUUGAUAGACAACAGUGCAGAGAUGCCAUUUAUCCGAUCCCAAUUUUGUGUGAAGUUUCUUGCCCAAAGGAUUGUGUUCUCAACAUGUGGUCUGAAUGGUCGUCCUGCUCACACACCUGCUCUGGCAAAACAACAGAAGGACGACAGACACGGACGCGAUCUAUUCUUGCUUACUCAGGUGACGGAAGAACUCCAUGCCCAGAAAGCAAUGCUCUGCAAGAGAUUCGCAGCUGUAAUGAGCACCCUUGUACAGUCUAUCAUUGGCAGACAGGUCCCUGGGGCCAAUGCACUGAGGAUGUCACGGUUUCAGCUUUCAAUUCAUCCAACUGGAAUGGUGAAGCCACUUGUGCUCUAGGGAUGCAAACAAGGAAAAUCAUCUGCGUUCGAGUCAACGUGGGACAGGUUGGACCCAAAAAAUGUCCCGAAAGUCUUCGUCCAGAAACAAUGAGGCCGUGUCUGCUACCAUGUCGGAAGGAUUGCAUAGUUACACCAUAUAGUGACUGGACUACAUGCCCCACCUCCUGCCAGGAUGGCAACGUUGCCAUAAAAAAACAGACUCGUCAUCGUGUCAUUAUCCAACUGCCAUCCUAUGGAGGCCGUGACUGCCCUGAUACUUUAUACGAAGAAAAUGAAUGUGAAGCUCCUGUGACCUGUCACAGCUACCGCUGGAAAACACAUAAAUGGAGAAGAUGCCAGUUGGUGCCAUGGUAUGUCCGACAAGACAGCCCUGGAGCUUAUGAAACUUGUGGGCCUGGAUUACAAGCCAGAGCAAUUACAUGUCGCAGGCAAGAUGGCACACAGGUAGAAGUCAUUGAUUGCCUUGCCAACGCUGGUCCCAUGCCUCCUUUAACACAGUCCUGCCAGAUACCUUGCCAAGACGACUGUCAGUUUACCAACUGGUCCAAAUUCUCCUCGUGUAAUGGUGACUGUGGUGCAGUAAGGACAAGAAAGCGCUUACUUCUUGGGAAAAGUAAGAAAAAGGACAAGUGCAAAAAUGCACAGCUCUACCCAGUGAUUGAGACUCAGUUCUGCCCGUGUGAUAAAUACAGUGCUCAGCCCGUGGGUAACUGGUCAGACUGUAUUUUGCCAGAAGGAAAAGUGGAGGCCUUACUUGGAAUGAAAGGACAAGGAGACAUCAAGGAGUGUGGGCAGGGGUACCGGUACCAAGCUAUGGCAUGUUAUGAUCAGAACAGCAGACUUGUGGAGACUUCAAGGUGUAACAGCCAUGGUUAUAUUGAGGAAGCAUGCAUUAUACCCUGCCCAUCUGAUUGUAAGCUUAGUGAGUGGUCUAACUGGUCGCGGUGCAGCAAGUCCUGUGGGAGUGGAGUGAAGGUUCGGUCCAAAUGGCUCCGUGAAAAGCCGUAUAAUGGUGGAAGACCUUGUCCGAAACUGGAUCAUGUAAAUCAGGCUCAGGUGUAUGAAGUGGUGCCGUGUCACAGUGAUUGCAAUCAGUAUAUAUGGAUCACAGAGCCCUGGAGUAUUUGUAAAGUGACUAAUGUCGAUCUAAAGCAGAACUGUGGCGAAGGUGUUCAGACAAGAAAAGUAAGAUGCAUGCAAAACACAGUAGAUGGCCCUUCGGAUGUUGUGGAGGACUAUCUAUGUGAACCUGAAGAAAUGCCUUUGGGAGCCAGAAACUGCAAGUUGCCCUGUCCUGAAGACUGUGUGAUGUCUGAAUGGAGUGAAUGGAACAGGUGUCCCUUGCCUUGUGAUGGAACUAGCUAUCGAGAGAGGUCAGCCGUACCUGUUCGACAAGCUGAGGAAGGCAAAGCCUGUCAUGUUGCAAUUGAAACGGAACCCUGCAACUUGAACAAAAACUGUUAUCACUAUGAAUACAACGUCACAGAUUGGAGCACUUGCCAGUUAAGUGAUAAGGCAGUUUGUGGAAAUGGAAUAAAAACAAGAAUGCUCGACUGCGUCCGCAGUGAUGUCAAAUCAGUUGACUUGAAAUACUGUGAAGAGCUUGGCUUGGAAAAGACAUUGCAAAUGAAUAUUUCUUGUGUGGUGGAAUGUCCUGUCAACUGUCAGCUUUCUGAAUGGUCACCUUGGUCCAAAUGUUCCAAAGAAUGUGGCCUAAUAGGUAAAAUGGUACGGAAUAGAACAGUGAUUCAGCCUUCCCAGGGAGAUGGAAGACCUUGCCCUUCACAAAUGGAGCAAUCUAAACCCUGCCCAGUAAAGCCAUGUUAUCGAUGGCAGUAUGGACGAUGGUCCUUGUGCAAAGUUGAGGAUGCUCAGUGCGGUGUAGGAACAAGGUUCAGAAACAUUUCUUGUGUUGUUCAUGAUGGAUCCAGGGAAGAUUCUGGUAAAAUAGUAGAUGAAGAAUUUUGUGGAGACCUUGACCUUAUCGUGAAUAAUGACAAGAAUAUUGUGCUAGAAGAAUCAUGCACUGUGCCAUGCCCAGGUGAUUGUUACUUGAGUGAAUGGUCCGAGUGGAGUUUGUGUCAGCUGACUUGUGUUAAUGGAGAAGAUCUGGGCUUCGGAGGAAUAAAGAUGCGAUCUCGUGCAGUAAUACUUCAAGAAAUGGAAAAUCAGCAUCUGUGCCCAGAACAAGUUUUGGAAUCACAACCAUGUAAUGAUGGUAAGUGCUAUGAGUACAAAUGGUUGGCCAGUCCUUGGAAAGGAUCUUCUCGAAUGGUCUGGUGUCAAAGGUCAGACGGCUUAAAUGUGACAGGAGGCUGCUUAGAGGCUUAUCACCCAGAGACUGAAAGAUCAUGUAAUCCACCUUGCACACAGCAACACUCAUAUUGUACACAGACAGGGUCAUGUGGCUGUGAAGAUGGAUAUACCGAAGUAACAUCGUCUGAUGGAACCCUAGAUCAGUGCACUCUGAUUCCAGUAGUGAUAAUGCCAACAUUAGAUGAAAAGAAGGGAGAUGUUAAAACAAGCCGAGCCAUCAACCCAACCCAGCCAUCCAGUAGCCAGUCAGGUUAUGGAGGAAGAACAUGGUUUUUACAACCCUUUGGCUCAGACGGGAGACUGAAGACCUGGGUGUAUGGGGUGGCAGCUGGAGCUUUUGUGUUACUCAUCUUUGUUGUUUCUAUGAUCUAUUUGGCCUGCAAAAAGCCAAAGAAACCCCCGAGAAGACAGAACAACCGUCUGAAACCCUUAACUCUGGCAUAUGAUGGAGAUGCAGACAUGUGAACAAUCUUUGAUGAACAUUCUACUUCCAUAUCUCAAGUCCAAAGAGUAUUUUAGGGAGAAACUGUUCACAAGGACUUAAUCAAACUAUACCCACUGAUUCUGAACAAUAACUACAGGUUAAUCUAGUUAAUGUUUUGCAUAAAAUAUUUACUGAAUCCUAACCGAAGGAAAAUAAUCAUAAAUGCCAAUUUCAAGUACCUUACUCAGCACAAGACUGCAACAGGCCAAUACGCAUGAGUUCAUACCACACUCGGAACAGCUUUAAAUUUAACAACCUUUGUGUUUUGUAAGUCAGCUUUCAACCGAUAACUGGGGUUACUGUACAUAAUGUCACAUGGAUGACUGAACGUUGAAGGUAUUAUAGGAACAUACAUGGGAAUGACUGGAUUCCAAAGCGACUUGUGCCACAUUGAUAUGGAACUGUCUUAAACUGGAGUAUUUUUAACAAGUUCCUCUCAACAGUAUUAACUUGUAUAUGUUACAAUGUUUCUACUUUCUCUAACUCUCUUAAUGUUGCCUACAUCUUUUUUUUUUGCUAUAUGUAAGGCAAGAUAUUGCACUAUAUUAGUGCUGCAUGAUAUGCACUUAACUAGAUUUGCCAUAGAAAAGGCCUCUUCAUAAGGGAUGGUGUUUCUUGUGAUAGCAUUGUCAUGUAGACAUUAAAGAAAUAUCAGGUUGAAAGUAGAUUCUGUGACAGGAGAAAAUAACAAUGUCAUGUAAAUAAAGCCCCCUGUUUCUUGUCACUGUAGCUACAGUAUUUUCUAGUUAGAUGAGGUUAUGUAUGUUGUUUCUUGCUCUUUUGAAAAAAAAAACUUUUUCUUACCUGUCUUUGGUAUAAAAAAAAAUUGAUUUACUUUGGAUAUUAUUGCUGUUUAUACUGAAAACAUGAUUUUAAACUGCUUUGUUUAGUUAAGAAAAACUGGUGAUGGGUGAUGCAUUCUGGGACAUGCUGCUAGGUGAGAGGUUCCGCUUUAUUAACAAUUUGUGGUGGAUAGCUUCAUCUUAUAGUACAGAGACCCUUUACACAUUUAUAUUACUGGAAUACAAACACUUUCAGCCCACUGUCCACUGUCAACUGUGAUUGGAAACCAAAGGCCUUCCAAAUGUUGCUGACUACAGCAUCCAGUAUCCCUAUGUCAUCCGAAAAGCUUUUGGGUGUGGGAGCUGUAUUUCAACAUCAUCUACUGGAAAUCCUGUUGCCCAGUGUUGGACACUCUUCUUCUCACUCAAAAAGUCUAGUCUUUUUUCUUUACAUACUGUAAUCUAUCCUUCUAUCUAGUUCUCAUUUUUGUUCCCAUACAGAAAUUGGUACUGAGAAUUGUGAGUAAUAGUGAGAAGCAGAAGGGCCCACUGACACUUGGGCCCACCAGGAAUUUUCCUGUUAUCCUGGAUGGCCAGUCCAACACUUGAGAAAGGGCCAGGUGCCUGAAACAUAUUGUGUGGUAAUGGAAUAAAAAGCCUAAUUGCA